AUGCCAAGAGUGCACCUGCCUCCCAGAAUGGCUCCAGAGAACACAGAGCAAGCUCCCAGCCUACGGACCAAGCCAACUGAGGGGGUCGACUUCGAGCCGCAUCCGGAGCUGCUCAUGGCCGCGCGCCGCGGCGACUGGCGGCAGCUCGAGCGUCUCCUUGGCCAAAAAGACGACGCAGCAGCGGCGCCCCCGCCGGCGCCAGUGCGACCGGCACGUCAUGAUGUGAUCGUCCACAUCGAGGAAGCCGUUAAUGUCGAAUCGGCAUCCACGGUGACCUCGGCCGACGCGGUCACCGUGGCGCGGGACUCCGUCCUCCACGUGGUCGCGUCUCGGGGAGACGCUCAUGAGUUCCUGAAGAGCGCGACGGUGAUCUACGACAGGGCCCGUCACCUGCUCGACGCCCGGAACGGCAACGGCGACACGCCCCUGCACUGCGCCGCCCGGGCAGGGUGGGGCGGGAUGGUCGCUCAUCUCGUGGGUCUCGCGAGAGGAGCCGAGAAUGGCGGUGGCGGCGGCGACGACGAGAAGGUGAAGGCGAUGCUGAGGAUGCAGAACGAGCAGGGAGAGACGGUGCUACACGAGGCGGUCCGUUUGGGCAGCGGAGACAUGGUCGGCCGGCUGAUGUCGGAGGACCCCCAUCUAGCUCGAGUUCCGCCGGCCGAUGGCGCCUCGCCGCUGUACUUGGCUGUCUCGCUGGAACACGACGACAUUGCACGGCAGCUCUAUCAGAACGACAAAGGGUUGUCAUACUCUGGACCAGACGGGCGAAAUGCCUUGCAUGUAGCCGCUCUCAAGGGCAAAGAGACAAUAAAAAUGCUACUGGAAUGGAACAAGGAUCUCAUCAGACAAGCAGACAGAUCCAGUAGAAGCACACCUCUCCACUUUGCGGCAUCAUGGGGGGAGCAUGAGGUGAUCAGCUUGCUCUUGGAUGCUGACCAAUCCGCGGCGUAUCAGCCAGACAUCGACAGAUCGUUUCCCAUACACGUGGCGGCGUACGCGAACAAAGUCAAGGCAGUCUCUGUCUUGCUCGACGGCCGCCGGGACUGCGCCGAGCUACGUGACGCCAAUGGCAGGACCUUCCUCCAUGUGGCCGUCCUUGAGGAGAGCCAGUCUGUGGUGACAUACGCCUCCAACCUGCAGAGCAAGAAAUUUGCAUCGUCGGUGAUGAACAUGCAGGACAAGGACGGCAACACCGCGCUGCAUCUUGCGAUCCAGAUGGGGAACAUGUGGAUCUUCAGUCCUCUAAUGAAGAACCAUGAAGUUAAGCUGAAUCUGAGAAACAACAAGGGACAAACGCCACUUGAUCUCUCGUGGAUCACGACACCUGCAGGGGUUCAUUACGGAUUGAACCCAAGAAUUAUGAUACAUAGGUUGCUUCAAGAUGCUGGCGCAAAGAAUGGCACAUUUAGAUGUGAUCACUUCCACAAAGAACAUAUUGUUUUGCUAGACCCGAAGGAAGAAGCGCAGAAGAUAACCGACUCCACACAGACCAUAGGCAUCGGCUCUGUGCUGAUCGCGACGGUGGCCUUCACCGCAGCCUUCGCCCUACCCGGUGGCUACCGAGCGGAUGACCAUCCGAAUGGCGGCACACCGACGCUGGCCAGGCACUAUGCGUUCGACGUGUUCAUCAUCGCCAACACGCUAGCCUUCAUCUGCGCGUGCCUAUCCAUCACCAGCCUCAUGUACGCGGGGGUCACCACCGUGGACAUCCGCACCCGCAUGAUCUCCUUCGUUAUCUCGGUCACGUUCAUGGCCGGCUCGGCUAGGAGCCUCGGCGCUGCCUUUGUGUUCGGGCUGUAUGUGGUGCUGGCCACGGUCGCGCGCACAACGGCCAUCGCUUCAUGCGCGAUCACAGCUCUCGCAUUGGUCGACGCCGUGUGGGCCUUCUCGAUGGUGGCCAAUGGGGAGCUGAUGCUGCUAAAGAGGCUUGGAGUUCGGGCAUGGUGGAGGCUUCCAUGGGCGAUUCUACUGACCUUUCUGUCGCAGUUUUGGCCUUACAUUGUGAUCGCCGGCGUGCUAAUAUUUUACAAGGUUGAUAGAGUUCAUUGA
Messenger RNA from Triticum turgidum subsp. durum (durum wheat), 2049 nucleotides. The record is from the annotation of a GenBank genome assembly. NCBI's taxonomy places the organism in Eukaryota, Viridiplantae, Streptophyta, Magnoliopsida, Poales, Poaceae.